Messenger RNA from Spodoptera littoralis (African cotton leafworm), 1940 nucleotides. The record is from the annotation of a GenBank genome assembly. NCBI's taxonomy places the organism in Eukaryota, Metazoa, Arthropoda, Insecta, Lepidoptera, Noctuidae.
AUGGAGAUAGAUAAAGAGAAUGUUGUACAAGCUGUGGUUAUAAUGGACACAUUUAACAAUCACUUCAGUCCUAUUUGUGACAAUAAACCCAUGGGUUUAUGCAAGUCGCAGGAGUGCCUUUAAUUGAUUUUACAUUGGAAUCUCUGUCUCGUGGGGGAGUAGGAGAAGUGAUUUUGUUUUGCUGUAAAGGUGGACAAAAAAUUAAAGAUUACGUUCGGAGUUGUGUUGAAAAGAAGGCAAUAUGGAGUGUUACUAUGGAAGUCCAAGUGAUGAUGUCAGACACUUGCCAGACAAUGGGAGAUGUGAUGCGAGAAAUUGAUGCUGCAGGACUCAUUAGAGGGUACUUCGUGUUAGCUGGUGUUAACAGUAUAACUAACAUACAUUUUGGGUCAUUGUUGGAGCAACAUAAACAGACAUGUAAAAAGGAUAAAGGUGCAGCAAUGACACUUGUCUACAAAAAGGUGUCAUGGGAGCAUCCUUUGAUCACUUCUGAUAAACCUACAUUUUUAGCAGCAAAUGCAAAUACUAAAAAAGUGCUAAUGCAUCAAAAGUAUAAACCAAAAUCAACUGAGAAAUCUAUCAACCUACCCUUGGAAAUUGUAUUAAACCACUCAGAGGUGAAAUUGCAUCAUAAUCUAAUUGAUGCAAGCAUAGCCUUGUGCUCACCCUCUGUGCCUCCAUUAUUUUCUGAUAACUUUGAUUUUCAAACAAGGGAUGAUUUUAUACAUGGUAUUUUGAUUAAUGAAGAAAUUCUUGCUAGCUCCCUGUACUACACACUUUUGAAGGGAAAUCAAUAUGCUGCAGCUGUUACUAACUGGAAAACUUACCAAACAGUGUGCCAUGAUGUAUUACACAACUGGACAUAUCCACUGUCCAUUGAGACUGGUUUAUGCUACCAGAACACCUAUUUAAAUAUGGGUAAUCAUAAUUUCCGCAACAGAAACUCAACAUUAAGCAGAUCAAGUUCUGUGGUUGAGAAUGUUUUAAUAGGUUCAAAAACCAACAUAAAUGACAAUACUGUUGUAACAAAAUCUAUGAUUGGGAACCAAUGUGUUAUUGGGAAUAAUGUAACAAUCAAAGGAAGCCACAUUAUGAACAAUGUUGUUAUAAAAGAUAACUGUAACAUUGUGAAUAGUUUUAUUGAUGAUAAUUGCAUAAUAGAAGAGAACUCAGUUGUGGAAAAUGGUACCAUUAUAGCAUCAAAUGUAGUAGUUCAAGCAGGCAGUCAACUGCGGGGAAAUAUUCUGGAAAGCACUGAAGCUGAGAGAGAAAAAACUUUAAUGAAAUCAACAUCAGAAAGCACAGAAUGGGAAAAUGAAUCGUCAGGCAGCGGUGGUGAUGACUUCAUUGGUUUUGAAAAAACUUGGAGUGACAGCGAGUCAUGUUACUCAUCAGAUGGCAGUGAUGAGUCUUCUUUACCUGAUUCUCCUAUCCCCGAGGAUACAAACAUAUUCUUACAAGAAGUGAUUGACAGUUUGGCAAGAGGAUAUGAAGAAAAACUGAAGAAUGAUUAUCUUAUUUUGGAGAUAAACUCGUCCAGAUAUGCAUACAACAUUCAGUUGCAUGAAGUUAACUUCUUUGUUGUAAGAGCUCUGUUGAGUAUCCCUGUGCUUGCUGAUACAAAAAAUGUUCUUAGCACUGUCAAGGACAUUUUGAAAUACUUUAGACCAGUUCUGUCUAAUUAUAUUAAAACUAAAUCUUCUGUCAUGGACUGUUUGAGGGCUGUAGAAGACAGUUGUAUAAAAUGUCAGUGGUUGGAGGGGAAAUGUGGUCAAAUAUUACAUUUGCUCUAUGAAGCAGAUGUUGUUGAUGAAGACUCUUUGCUAGAAUGGCGUCAAGACUUAGAAGAAAACGAGAGUCCUAUUGCAAAUCAGCCAUCACUUGUCAAAUUUUUCGAAUGGAUUGAAGAAGCAAGUGAAGAAAGUGAUGAAUCUGAAUGA